Messenger RNA from Aspergillus clavatus NRRL 1, 741 nucleotides. RefSeq names its product orotate phosphoribosyltransferase. Gene Ontology annotation, molecular function: orotate phosphoribosyltransferase activity. The transcript has 2 exons. Gene Ontology annotation, cellular component: cytoplasm. NCBI's taxonomy places the organism in Eukaryota, Fungi, Ascomycota, Eurotiomycetes, Eurotiales, Aspergillaceae. The coding region runs from base 1 to 741 and encodes 246 amino acids. The record is from RefSeq and is a predicted model, not a curated record. Gene Ontology annotation, biological process: pyrimidine ribonucleoside biosynthetic process; pyrimidine nucleotide biosynthetic process; 'de novo' pyrimidine nucleobase biosynthetic process.
AUGUCUGCUUCCGUUCCUCCUCCCGCCGCCGAUCAGGACUACAAGGGCACUCUGCUGCCUCUUUUGAUCUCCAACAAUGUCCUCACCUUCGGCUCAUACACCCUCAAGUCGGGUCGUGAAUCGCCCUACUUCUUCACCUCUUCCCGUCUUCACACUGCGCCGCUUCUGCGCGCCACAUCUGCCGCCUAUGCCAGCGUCCUGUCUGCCGCGCCGUUCGUGACCACCGCCGCCGACGGCACCACGAGCCCCAACUUUGACAUCAUCUUCGGCCCCGCCUACAAGGGUAUCCCCAUCUCCGCCGCCGUGACAAACGAACUGGCCGUGCGCGACUCCCUCGCCGGAACCCACACCUGGGACAACGUCAGCUACUCAUUCAACCGCAAGGAGGCCAAGGCUCAUGGCGAGGGCGGAAACAUUGUCGGCGCCCCCCUGAAGGGCAAGCGGGUCGUCAUCGUCGACGACGUCAUCACAGCCGGAACCGCCCUGCGCGAAGCCGUCGGCAUCAUCCAGAAGGAGGGGGGAAUUGUCGCGGGUGUUGUGGUCCUGCUGGACCGCGAGGAGCGCGUGAGCGACACCGAGGCGAAGAGCGCUGUGGGAGUUGCUCAGCGGGACCUUGGCGAGAGCAUGCCCAUCCGCGCGGUCAUCGGUCUCCAUGAUCUGAUUGAGAAGCUGGGUGAUAAGAUUGGGGAGACUGAGAUUCAGCGGUUGAAGGACUACAGAGCGCGCUAUGGAGCGGAAUAG